CGCUUCUCCAGCUGAAGGAUCCCGGGGGGCCGAACAGCCCCUCCCGCCGCCCCCCUUCCCCGACUUCCAGGCAGAACCAACACUAGCAGUGAUGUGAACAAUGGCUGAUCAGGCCAAAGCAUCCCUGGAGCCAGAGGGCUCUUCUCCUGCCUCCUUUUCUCCCCUGGGCUCACCUCAGCAAAGAGACCCAACGGUCAUUUCCCAAGAGAUAACCAGUCAGUUCGCCAGCACCAGGAGCAAAGAGGACUGGGAGAACCUGGACGGGAGUGAGUUGAUUUUCACCUUGGAUAAGGAUGAAGAGGAAGGAGCUGCCAAUUUGCCUGAGGACACUGUUCUGUAUGUGGACACUGGGCAGUUUGAAGGCCAACCUGGAUCUUCGUUCCAUAGACCAUUCCCUCCGGCUUCUCCUCCAGAGCUGGGCUUCCUGACCGACAUGCCCCUCUAUCAUCUGCCUGGCUUCUCUCCACAGAGCUCCACUGCCCCCCUGAAUCUGCAGGGCUCCCCGGGCCCCAAGCCCCUCAUUAACUUAGUGAAGUCCCUGUCGACUGAGAUACAAGCCAAGGAGAGCUGCCCUCUCAAGCCCCAGCCCUUGCUGAACUUGGUGACGCAGUCCAAGUCAGACUCAAAGCUCAACGUGCAUCUGUGGAGGCAGAUCACCCAGCCCAAGAGCAGAGGUGGGGACUCCAGGACAGCCCCCUCCUCCCCCAAUAUCUCCCCUUCGGAAAGCAAAGGCAGCUUCUUCAGGGUGCAGGAGGCCAAGUUCGAAGACACAAAGAGGAGGUUCUCCGAGGCCAUGCAGGAACCUCUCAGCAGGCUCAGCAAAAUCAUCGGGGACGAGAACAGCGUCUCAGCCAAGUAUAAACUGCCCCACUCCGGUGAUUACGUCCAUGACUCCCCAUCCAGCCACAGCGGGGACCGCACUAGUGCAGACACCCAGGCUGCUAGGCCCAGCCCUGGGAAAGUGGAGAGCGACUGGCCGGGACAGCACGCAAGCAAAGUGAUCCGGAGAACCCAGGCAAAGGACGGCUUCCCCUUGGAGCGCAAGUGGGGGGCCGCCUUGAACUGCACGUACGAGAUCUGCUCCUGUGGAGACGUAAUCCAGGUGGUGGAAGUGGAGCAGAGUGAGAACGGCCCAGAGGAAGCACAGCUGCAGCAGCCCCUGGACGAGCUCCCCCCAGCCCAGCCUGCCAGCCCAGUGCCAUGCAAAACCCUCGCCUGCGUCGCCAUCCUGGCUUACAAUUACUUCAUCCUGCCUCUGCCCCCUUACUUCUCAGGCCUCUGUCUGGGACUGGCCUCUGGGUUCGUGCUGGGCUUCCUGAUCAUCCUGCUGUUCGUGCCAAAGCCUUCCCUGGCUCCCCAGCAGGGACAGUACCCACAGGACAAGCUGCGCUCAGAGCUGCUAACAAGGAAGCCACAGGUACCAGAUGUCCUCAAGAGCUGGAUGAACGAGAUGUAUUUCUACGACCCAGAGACCUACCACCCGUCGCUCACUCACUCGGUGUUUGUGACGCUGGAAGGCUCUGCCAUGAAGCUCUCUUACCCUAAGAACAACGUCCCACGCCAAGCCACCUUUGAAGAAGAAACCCUUGACGUGGCCUUUGUCAGCCAUCGGCACUACGACUUGAGCAACGCCCAGGUCUUUCUCUUCCCACCUGGGCUGGCCCGAAAGAGGAUGUGGAACAAGAAAUAUCCCAUCUGCAUUCUGUUCCCAGACCAAAAGGACCAGAAUUUCAGAAGCUCAAAUGAGCAUGACAUUGAGCUCCCAAGAGAUGAAAGCCUGAAAAUGACUCAGACACCAGGCCAAGACGUCCCCCUGAAGCCUCCAGGGGACCUCCAGCAAAGGACCCUCUACCUCUUUGGAAGAACAGGAAGGGACAAAGAAGAGUGGUUCCAACAUCUCAUGAGGGCCUCCCGAGGGGACUGUCACAAGGUGCAGAGUGCCAGCUGGAGAGAAGGCAAAUUUGGUUUCGGUCCGAACCAGCUCUCCAGCCCUUCAGGAAAGGACAUCAACAGCAGUGGCAGCAGCCGAGGAAGCACGGACGACAUCCCUUUGUUGUUCAGACCCAAGGAUCUAGCUGGGACCGUCCGGCAGAAGAUUCUUCUGGAUCACAGCACCUACAUGUCCCGGAUAGUCCAGCCAGAAAUGGGCACCAGCCCCCUUCAGAGCCCCUGUCACAGCGCCAUGGGCAGCCCAACCCCCCAAAAGGUGAGUGAAGCCAACGGCGUAGUCUGGCAAGAAAUCCAGAUGCUUAGAGAAACAGACGUGAAUUCUCAUAAAAGACUUGCCCAUGCCCCUCAGCUCACUUCAUCCUUUCUAGGCCCUCUACUCCCGUACUUUAUGAACGAGCUCACUCUCACCGAGCUGGACAUGGGGACAUCCAUCCCCCUCGUUCUCAGUGCCUCCAAUCCGAUCAUCGAUAACCGAGGGCUUUGGGUGGACCUGGAAGUCAUCUACAACGGCGCCCUACAGAUGACACUGGAGACAAAGAUGAACUUGUGCAAGUUGGGGAAAGAGGCACUGGCAGAGGAGAGUGGGCAGGCGGCUGCUGAUGGGGAAGGGGCAAAGCCUCGGGUGGUCCUGCUGGCAGACAGCGAUGCAGAAUCCUCCAGCGCCGGCUCCUCCGACGAAGACGUCCUAGCAGCAGAGCCUUCUGCAGCCCUGGGAGAGAGGAUUGUCCCCUCUCCUGCUGAAGGCCACAGUGGCAGCAACAGCACCAGCCGCAAGAUCCUGCGCUUCGUGGAUAAGAUCGCCAAGUCCAAGUACUUCCAGAAGGCCACUGAAAACGAGUUCAUCAAGAAGAUGAUUGAGGAGGUGUCCAACACGCCGCUGCUGCUGACUGUGGAAGUCCAGGAGCUGUCCGGGACCUUGGCUGUGAACAUUCCUCCACCCCCGACAGACCGAAUCUGGUACAGCUUCCGAAUCCCUCCCCAGCUGGAGCUGAAAGUCCACCCGAAGCUGGGUGAGCGGGAAGUCACCUUCAUCCACGUCACGGAAUGGAUUGAGAGGAAGCUGCAGCAUGAAUUCCAGAAAAUUUUAGUGAUGCCAAACAUGGAUGAUCUCAUCAUUCCCAUCAUGCACUCCGGCUUGGAACCCCAACCCCCCAUGGAGGAGCCCUUGAAGGACCUUCCAGCGGAUAGCGAGAAGUGGCUCUGAAGAGUGACCCACUGGCUGGGUCAAGACACUUGGCAGAACUCUGGAGGAUUUGCGGAGAUGCCCAGCUAACCUGGACCUGGCCACCGGUUGCCACACAGGAGCCAAGACUCUGAUCUGAAGUCUUCAGGUUCAUCUCUCCAUCUCGUCUUCAGCAUCCCCCAGCCCAUCAAAGGAGCCUCUUCUUCAAAUAUGAUGCAGCACGUUAAGGACAGAAACAUACACCCCUGGGGGAGGAGCAAGUUGGAGUCACCCAAGCAUACAAAACUCCAGGUAGUUCAUCCAUCACCACCAGGUUCCUCUGGAUCAAUACAACUCCCUUGUGGCCAGUU
Chelonoidis abingdonii (Abingdon island giant tortoise) is the source of this 3483-nucleotide messenger RNA. RefSeq names its product testis-expressed protein 2-like. Gene Ontology annotation, molecular function: lipid binding. Gene Ontology annotation, cellular component: endoplasmic reticulum. NCBI's taxonomy places the organism in Eukaryota, Metazoa, Chordata, Testudines, Testudinidae. The record is from RefSeq and is a predicted model, not a curated record.